Molecule: messenger RNA, 941 nt
Organism: Bubalus bubalis (water buffalo)
Lineage: Eukaryota; Metazoa; Chordata; Mammalia; Artiodactyla; Bovidae
Gene: NOTO
Product: notochord homeobox
Exons: 3
Coding region: 72-863 (263 amino acids)
Biological process (GO): neuron differentiation; central nervous system development
Molecular function (GO): DNA binding
Source: RefSeq, a predicted model, not a curated record
AGGUGUCCUCCCGCGCCUCCCGCGCUGCCCACAGCUCUCCUUCUUGGGCCCUUCCGAGCAAGGGCCGCGCCAUGCCCAACCCCGGACAGCGGGGCUGCAGGCCGCUCCCUCUUUCGGGCGCCGGGGUCCAGCCCCAGCUCUCCAGCCGCUCUCCCCGGCCCGCGUUCCCCGCUCUGCCUCGCGGCUCGGCAAAUCCAGGCCCAGCCCGCGCGCCCGGACGCCUCGCGUCCUCCUUUUCCGUUGAGGCCAUCCUAGCCAGACCUGACCCCCGCGCGCCUACCACCUCCCCGCUGUCGGUCUCCGCUGGCGCCCACGGGGACCUCUGGAACGUGCCCUCCAGGCCUCCCGCCCAGGCUCUGCCCGGGGCGUGCCCGCCGACGUGGCUGCCCGCCUGCCUGAGCGCGGGGCUGCACCAGCCGCGCCCCCAGCCCCCUGCGCUGCGGCCCCUCGCCUCCCACUUCUGCGGCUUCCAGGGUCUCACCGUCACAGGCUUGGAGCUGGUUCACUGCCUAGGCCUCUGGGAUCCCCGAGACUGGGCCCAAGCUCAGGACCUUCAGGACACUGAGAGAUCCCCAAAGAGGAUUCGAACCAUGUUUAACUUGGAGCAACUGGAAGAACUGGAGAAAGUGUUUGCAAAACAGCACAAUAUAGUGGGGAAGAAGAGAGCCCAGCUGGCAGCCCAGCUCAACCUUACAGAGAACCAGGUGAGGGUCUGGUUCCAAAACCGAAGGGUCAAAUAUCAGAAGCAGCAAAGGCUGAAACUGCCAGCUGCAUCUGCCAUGGCUGCCUCUCCAGACGAGCCCUCCAGCAGCUCUGACACCAGCAUCCAGAGAGAAGACGCCGAGUCAGGAAUGGACAGCUGAGGACUUCAACAAAGGCUCAGUCCAGGCUGGGCUAGUUCUUCCUGGAAGCACCCAUCAGACCUCCUUGUUCCAAUUCUU